This is a messenger RNA of Manihot esculenta (cassava), 1767 nucleotides long. RefSeq names its product DNA-directed RNA polymerase III subunit rpc-3. Gene Ontology annotation, molecular function: single-stranded DNA binding. The transcript has 14 exons. Gene Ontology annotation, cellular component: RNA polymerase III complex. Gene Ontology annotation, biological process: DNA-templated transcription. NCBI's taxonomy places the organism in Eukaryota, Viridiplantae, Streptophyta, Magnoliopsida, Malpighiales, Euphorbiaceae. The coding region runs from base 87 to 1676 and encodes 529 amino acids. The record is from RefSeq and is a predicted model, not a curated record.
UUUUUGGCGAAAGGGGAGCUUCCCCCUUCUCUUGUUCUUCUUCCCCUUCCCGCCUCUUAUUCGCAGCGAGGGCAGCAACAACAGCAAUGGUGAAGACUCAGUACGGCAUCAAAUACGCCGUCCACCUUAUCACCAAUCACUUUGGCAAUCUCGUCGCUAAAGUUUGUGAAUGUCUUCUCCGCAAAGGACCGCUAACUCUCCAUAAUAUUGUCCGAUACACUGAGCUCACUCAGAUGCAGGUGAAGAACAGUUUACUCGUCUUAAUCCAGCACAAUUGCGUUCAAGCUUUCCGUCUCGCUGAUACCGGUGGUUCCCAGAGUGCGCCAAAACAAAUUACUCAGUACAUAGCAUUGUUUGAUAAUAUACUUCAUCGUAUGAGGUUUUCCAAAUUUUUGGCGAUUAUAUCCCAAGAAUUUGAUACAUUGUGUGUAGGCAUUGUUGAGGGUUUGCUUCAACAUGGUAGGCUUACCCUGAGGCAAAUUGUUGAGAGAGCCAACUCUAGUCAGAAGGAAGGAAAUAGUGUAGGUAUGGGUGCUGUACAAGAAAACCUUCGCAAACUUGUGAUGGCCCGGUAUGUUGAACAUUGCCCCACUGCUGAACCCUUUCUUGAAUCACCAACUGAAGAUGAUGCUCCUGCAAGGAAGCGAGGUGCUAAGUCAUCUAAGAUGGUUAUAGAACCAGAGACCCUAGAACAACGUGUUAUGGAAGCAGCAAGGCCUAUGGAAGCAAAAAGAUUUUCACUUGAAAUGGAUACUGAACUAAAUGAGGAUGGAGAAAAAGACCAGAAUAAAUCCCCUGACAAACAUGUCGGAGACAAGCGCAAACGUGAUGCUUCGGACCCUAAUGUAGAUAGCGAUACUACAGAAGAUCAAGUAGUUCUUUGGCAUGCCAAUUUUGAGGAAUUUAUUCGUCGGCUUAGGCAUAAGGCUUGCAUUGAGAAUGUGAGAGCACGCAUGGAUGAUGGAGCUGCCAUUGUCUUAAGUGCAAUGCUGGAGGCAUCUAAAACUGAAGAGAAAAAAGUGAGAACAGCAAGUUCAGUUCCAUUGUCGGUGAAUUCCAUUUAUGAGGAGGUAAUUAAGAGUGAAAAAGGUCGUAACAUGACAUUUGAUCAUGUCAGAUCUGCCCUUGUGCAGUUGAGUUCUCCUCCACCUUUUGUGACGGUUAUUGAUGAAUCAUAUAGUAUAGAUUUUAAGCAUAUUAUUGAAGUAGCUCAGAGUGAAGAGGUGGAGUCCAUUGUCUUGAAAAGAUUUGGCAGGGAUGCUUAUAGAAUGUUUAGGUUACUGUCAAAGGCUGGUCGCCUACUUGAGACUGAUAAGAUUUCAGAUAAAAUAUUUGUUGAAAAGAAGGAAACAACUAAGAUUCUUUAUAAGCUGUGGCAGGAUGACUACUUGCUUAUGGAGAAAUUAGUUGUGGGGACAGCAACUUUCUUGUUGUGGAAGGUAAAUAAACAUGUCUUGUGGGAACAUGUACUGGAUGAGAUGUUCCAUGCUGCCUUAAAUUUGAGCCUUCGAGUUGCUUAUGAGUUAGAACAGCAAAAGGAGAUUGUAAAUUUGCCAACUGAUAGACGCGAGGGGCCGAUGAAAGAGAAAUACGAAAAACUUAAAAAAAUGAGGGUUCUGAUGGAGUCCUCACAGAUGAAGCUUGAUGAUGCUAUUAUGCUUUUCCAUGACUUCUGAAGUGCAUCCGAUGACUGUAAUAUCACCAUCUUUAUCAAUAAUUUUUUGUUUAAUAUUAAAUUUUAUAUCAAUUCCAUUGAAUUUUGUCUUC